Ipomoea nil (Japanese morning glory) is the source of this 680-nucleotide messenger RNA. RefSeq lists its product as uncharacterized. Lineage: Eukaryota; Viridiplantae; Streptophyta; Magnoliopsida; Solanales; Convolvulaceae. The record is from RefSeq and is a predicted model, not a curated record. The coding region runs from base 65 to 490 and encodes 141 amino acids. The transcript is spliced from 2 exons.
UUCAUUAUAUAUACACAUUUCUUGAAGUAUUAAAUCUUCCCCAAAAAAAUUCUGCAGAUCAGAAAUGGCGGCUUACUACACCAAGAAGGAGCUUACAAACAUUGGGCUCGACGGCUUUGCUCUCAUUGAUGAAUUUUAUGGCAGAGCUGGAGGACGAAAGGGCGGUAGAAAGCAGCAGCAGCAGCAGCUGCCCAAUUGCGGCGCCCAUGCUCAUCGUCCACUUCCUCCGCCACCGCCACCGCCGGCGGCGGCGGCGGCGGCGGUGGCCACUCCCUUUGUUUCUGGUAAUUAUCAUUCCACAGAUAGUAGCAGUGGCUACUCGCGAAGGGUUCAGUACCAGGGUUAUAAUUAUCGUUAUUCACCUUCUGAAUCUCACGUCGGUUGGGCUCCGGUGGCUGCUGCCGUGACGGCGGAGACCACUACGGUGGUGGUCCGCCGUGGUUAUGAAGCGGGUGACGCCGACAUCCUUAUGGAUAAGUACAAGUACUAAAUAACGUAAAUCUUCUAUGUUCACGUGAGAAUAAAUACUAUAUACUUAAUACAAUAUAAUAUGCAUGUAUGGGUACUUAAUGAUUGGGUACGUUCAAGUUUCUUGUGGCCUGGUUUCUAUUAGAAUUGCCAGCCCAGCCUUGUAACAAUCAUUUACCACUUAAUGUUUAUUAAUGUAGUAAUUUUGCUUA